CAGUAGUUUCACGUGAUCAUUCGCCCGAAUGCAUUUGCCACUUGAAGUUCAUCCAGUCGUCGGUCGGCUGACCGUAGAUUAGUUAGUACAACAAUAAUAACGCAGCGCGAUGAUAGUCGCUUUCAUUUGUGAAGUCGCUGGUCAGAGAUAAGGCAAUCACGAGGAUCGCGCUGGUUCAUAUUCGAUCGCAACCGAGUGAUAUUUUGGAUUACCAAGGAUGGCCGAUGUGGACGAGAUCAUACACAAAGCGGAUCAAUUUAUAGAGAAUUGUGAAUUUGAGGAGGCAUGCAAUCUGUUACGGCAGUACGCGGAUACUUCACAUUAUGAAAUCCUACGACGUCUAGCGAAUUCCAUAUACUGUCUUUGCCGAGAUUGGUAUCGAACUGAUAAGAAACGUGCGGAAAAUCUAAUUCCUGAAGGUUUCGACGUGUCAUCCAAAUUGCUUAAGUUAUCCCCUGAGAAAUCCGCUUCACAUAAAUAUUACGCAAUAUUCCUCGGAGAAAAAGCGGGAUUGUCCGGACCAAAGCAACAGAUCCUGUCGUUGAACAAUGUGUUAUCCCACAUCAAGACCGCCAAUCAACUAGAUCCUUUAGACCCGUAUGUGUGGUACCUGGAAGGAGCUUUCUACGAAAAGCUACUCCGUUUGCAGUGGUUCGAAAAGCAGUUGGUAUACGCACUGAACAAACAGCUAGUACGGCCGAAGCAUGAUGAUGCGCUUCGAUGUCUACUCAAAGCGGAAGAGAUCCAAGCCAACUUUUUCUACUACAACCAGUAUCUCAUCGGUAAGAUCUACUUCGAUCAGAAGGAAUACGAUAAAGCGAGACCGUUUCUGUUGAAGCUAGCCAAUCUUCGAAUACUCAGAACCGAAGACGAUAGGCGCGCCAAGGAGGAAGCGGAAAAGAUGUUGGCUAAACUUUAACCGAUCACGCAUCGUGCGGGUGUUACUGAGCUAGUAAAUUUACAACAACAAAUAUCGUGAUAUUUCUUAAACUGGCCUUUACUAUUCUAUUGAGUGAGUGAAAAUAAAGUCAAUACGUAAAAAUAAGCACCGCCGAAGGAAACGCUUGAUGCCUUUCAUAACAUUUCAAACAUUUUAAAAAUAAAUCGCAGUUUUUAUUAUA
This is a messenger RNA of Aedes aegypti (yellow fever mosquito), 1121 nucleotides long. RefSeq names its product regulator of microtubule dynamics protein 1. Gene Ontology annotation, cellular component: mitotic spindle pole; spindle microtubule; cytoplasm. Bases 218 to 919 code for a protein of 233 amino acids. Gene Ontology annotation, molecular function: microtubule binding. The transcript is spliced from 3 exons. The record is from RefSeq and is a predicted model, not a curated record. Lineage: Eukaryota; Metazoa; Arthropoda; Insecta; Diptera; Culicidae.